AUACUAUGCAAUCUAAAAUCUCAGAAAAAAGUUACGCACUUUUUUUAGUUGAAAUACGAAAAAGAGCUUAGUUGAGUUCGGACCUAACCAUAUCAUAUCUGUGGUUCGGACUGUCAUGGCCACAUGGUAGAUGUCAUCAAUGUCAUGCUGACAGCUGAUGUGCUUGAACCGCGAAGCGAAAUUUCUCAAUCAAAUCAACCGAUGGCUUUUAUCCUUGUGUUUGAAACAUUUUUAAACUUAAAUUUGAUGCUAACGCAAGAAUUUACUGGGUGAAACUUUAAAUUAUAUUUGCUUGGUAGGAUAGAAAACUAUAUAAUAUGUCACAUUCCACGAAAACAAAUAGCAUUUCUUGUCCAGUAUGCAGUCGAGAAUUCCAACAGGAAUUAAUUGAGGAACAUGUUAAUAAGUGCUUAUUUUUAAACACCCCAGAGCAAAGUGGUUGUAAAAGAGACAGUCCCUUUCAUAAAAAAAACAGUUCUCAUAGUGAGAAACGCAUUAAAUUGGAUUCUUGUACAUCACAACAGCAACAAAAGAACUCAGUUGAAACUAAAUCAGUGCCUCUGGCUGAAACUUUAAGACCAGUAAGUUUGAAUGAUAUUGUUGGACACAAGGAGGCUUUUGGGCCCGGCACUAUGUUAUAUUCAAUGCUGGAGCAGAGAAAAGUUCCUAACAUGAUUUUAUGGGGACCGCCUGGUUGUGGAAAGACUUCCCUGGCUAAUGUUGUAAGUCACAUGUGCAAAGAAAGCAAAAACAUGAGAUUUGUAAAAUUAUCAGCAACUAUGGCAGGCAUAAAUGAUGUGAAAGAAAUUGUAAAAGUUGCCAAAAAUGAAGCACAAUUCAAGCGACAAACUAUACUUUUUAUGGAUGAAAUACACAGGUUUAAUAAACUCCAGCAGGAUACAUUUUUACCUCAUGUUGAAAAUGGUACUAUCACACUUAUUGGUGCUACUACAGAAAACCCAUCAUUUAGUCUGAACAAUGCACUUUUAAGCCGUUGUAGAGUCAUUGUCAUGCAGAAGUUGUCUGUGGAUGAUGUGUUGUUAAUUUUAAAAAAGGCAAUUCAAAUCAAUAAGGAAAUUAUUAUAGCAGAAAAAGAUAUUUCUAAAGGAAACCAUUCAGAGGAUGCCAUUCCAAGGGUUAUAAUAACUCAGGAGUCUCUUCAAUGGUUAGCUGAAGUUUGUGAUGGCGAUGCGAGGAUAGCCCUUGGGGCUCUCGAACUUACUAUAGCUUCCAGGAAUACACAACAAGAUGUCUGUAAAGAAGGCCCAGCAGUUAUUUCUCUAGAAGACAUUCAACAAGGAAUUAAGAGGACGCAUAUGCUUUAUGAUAGAAAAGGAGAGGAACACUACAAUAUAAUAUCAGCUUUACACAAGUCAAUACGAGCUAGCGACGACAAUGCGGCGUUAUAUUGGAUCACUAGGGCUCUCAGUGGUGGUGAAGAUCCUCUGUACAUAGCGCGACGAUUAAUUCGUAUGGCAUGUGAAGAUAUCGGUUUAGCUGACCCAAACGCGUUAGUAGAAGCUGUUGCGUGUUUGCAAGGAUGUCAAAAUAUAGGAAUGCCUGAGUGUGACGUCUUACUGGUGCAAUGCGCAGUUAGAUUAGCAAGAGCAGAAAAGAGCCGCGAGGUGUACUGCGCUAUGAAGCAAUGUCAAAGAUUCAUACAAGAAACAAAAGGCCCUUUGCCUCCUGUGCCUUUACAUUUGAGGAAUGCACCAACGAAACUUAUGAAACAGUUAGGUUAUGGCGAUGGUUAUAAUUUAUUAGAAAAGGAUAAAUCUGGUCUUACUUAUAUGCCGAGUGGUUUGGAAGAUAUUAAUUUCUUUAAAAAUAAUACAUAAUAAAAAAAACUCUAAUGGUGCUAAAUGUUCAUUUACAGAUGUGUUGAAUAUGGUUCAAAACAAUAAAAAACCAAAAUACUAGUGUCAAUGUUGUAUUUAUUUGGGAUAAUCUCAUAUUUUGACAAUAAUUGUAUGACAUGGUAAAAAUUUCCUAUUUACAAGACACACAAACUGUAAUACAUUAUUACAAAUUUACUUUUAAUGUUGUACCUUUUGUAACAUUGACGGCUAUUGCCACAAUUUUAGAUCCUAGCCUUAUAAAAAUAAAAUAACAUUAUUUCUUACUUUACAACAUUUACUACUGCACAUUGUGCACAUACACACCGUAAUAAUUUACAUCAUUUCCAACUACAAGCUACACACUUGAUUUCUCCAGAUUUUAUCGAAAUUGUCUAUCUUAAAAUAUUCUACUAAUUUUGUUUGAUGAAGACUCAAAUUAAGUAGAUGUCGAUUUAUAAAAGAUAAAUCGAAAAUUAUGGAGUCCUUACUAUUUAUGUACAAAAACACCAAACUAUCAUUAUUAUUACUUUAUUACUCUUUAGAAAAAGCGUCAUUAUUUAUUUUUUCCGAUUGAUUCAUAACACGUAAAAUCUAGAGAAAAAACAGAUUGAAAAUCUGUACAAAAAAUCUUAUACUAGUUACUUUCUAAACACUAAAACUUAACCUAUAAAACUAUAAGCAAAAAAUUGUAACUAGGUGUGUUCUAAAUAAAAAUAAAUUAGAAUCAGACUUCUAAUUUGGAUCCUAAUUGGUGAGGAACAAUGAGUUGUUUGGGGUCCAAAAAUUUGUUAGAUAAAUACUAUAAUCAUACUAAUUCCUAAUAAUCAGGUCAUGAAUUCAUAAAAAAACUUGUUGAAUAUAAACAAAAAAUAUAUAAAGUGGAACGUUUGCAAACUGAAGUA
Messenger RNA from Ostrinia furnacalis (Asian corn borer), 2740 nucleotides. RefSeq names its product ATPase WRNIP1. Bases 318 to 1838 code for a protein of 506 amino acids. The transcript is spliced from 8 exons. Lineage: Eukaryota; Metazoa; Arthropoda; Insecta; Lepidoptera; Crambidae. Gene Ontology annotation, cellular component: nucleus. Gene Ontology annotation, molecular function: DNA binding; ATP hydrolysis activity; enzyme activator activity. Gene Ontology annotation, biological process: DNA synthesis involved in DNA repair; DNA-templated DNA replication. The record is from RefSeq and is a predicted model, not a curated record.